This is a messenger RNA of Penicillium odoratum, 3300 nucleotides long. RefSeq names its product WD repeat-containing protein. The coding region runs from base 1 to 3300 and encodes 1099 amino acids. The record is from RefSeq and is a predicted model, not a curated record. Gene Ontology annotation, molecular function: protein binding. Gene Ontology annotation, biological process: negative regulation of fatty acid biosynthetic process. The transcript has 4 exons. NCBI's taxonomy places the organism in Eukaryota, Fungi, Ascomycota, Eurotiomycetes, Eurotiales, Aspergillaceae. Gene Ontology annotation, cellular component: cytoplasm; Cul4-RING E3 ubiquitin ligase complex.
AUGAGAGAUUCGCUCUUCGACCGCCUCUGGCGCCGAGAAUGCGGGGGCUUAUCUGCCCGUGCCGGACUCCGGGACAUUUACGGUUCCAAGGAGUGGGUCAGCGAUCUUGACAUUGUGAACGAGCUUGGUGGACAUACAGGCUGCGUGAACGCCCUCAGUUGGUCCCGUUCAGGACGUCUCCUGGCCUCGGGCUCGGAUGAUCAACAUUUGAACAUCUAUUCUUACCAACCUGAAUCCUCCGAUGCUCCAUUUGCCUUGAACACCACCGUGCAUACAGGCCAUAAGGCCAACAUCUUCUCGGUCAAGUUCAUGCCCCAUUCGAACGACCGAACCUUAGUCACUUGUGCCGGUGAUUCGCAGGUGCGUGUUUUCGACAUCGAAUACUCCAGCAGCAGUGGCAACGUCGCUGCCACUUCCGCUUUCGCAGCCUCGGCGAGGAGCCGUCGUUUCAACAGCUUCUUUGAUGGAGCCCGUUAUUUGAGCGAAGGGAACACAAAUGCGAGGGUCUACCGGAGUCAUGCCGACCGUGUGAAGCGAAUUGUCGUCGAGUCCUCCCCGUACCUAUUUCUAACCUGUUCAGAAGAUGGUGAGGUUCGACAGUGGGACUUGCGCCAGCCGACUUCCGCGUAUCCCCCGCCCAAUGGUGGCCAGGGCUUCAUGGCCUACAGGCCUGGCCUGGAUCACGAUGACUCGAACGUUCCCCCGCCCCUUAUCUCCUACAAGAAGUUUAGCCUGGAUCUAAACACAAUUUCGUGCUCUCCGUCCCAGCCACACUACAUUGCCCUUGGCGGUGCACACGUGCAUUGCUUCCUCCAUGAUCGACGUAUGCUUGGCCGCGACAUGGUAGCGGAAAGAGGAACCCCUAACCGGUCAACUCCGAGCGUUGGGUCUCACGAUGAUGAAAUCAUGGGAAAGGCGACUCGAUGUGUUCGACGGUUCGCCCCUCGUGGCAAGCAUCACAUGAGAGACCUCGACGAGGGACACAUCACCGCUUGUAAAAUAAGUGACGCAAAUCCCGACGAAAUGGUUGUCAGUUGGUCUGGCGACCACAUCUACAGUUUUGAUCUCAUUCAGAGCCCAGAUGCUCGAGACAACUCGCCUAACGAGAAUUCCUUAUCCAAAAGUGCAAAGAAGCAUUCCAAGGCAGCAUCGCAUGACCGGAAACGUAAGCGCCCAAAGCCUAUAUCGAUGUCCUCCCAAGAAAGUGGCGACCGGCAUCAUUCUCGACGCCGAUCCGCUGAUCCCAAUACCCUCAGAGUCCGGUAUGAGAAUGGCGAGUCUUCCGAUAUUCCCAUCCCGGGAGUUUUAGACGAGGAGUCCCCGGAAAACAUGCUGGAACGAGCAAGAUACUCUGUCUUGAACGAGGCGCAACGGUUAAGCAGGGACAUUUCCAAAGGCCUGGUGAAGCUCCGACAGGCUAUGUUCUCACUGGAAGAAACUAUUCGUGAGGCAGCGGGCGGGGAUUCAAAUGAAACCGCGCUUUAUGCCGAGUCUUUUGCAUCGGCAUUGGCGAUGGCAUCCGAUAUCCUUCCCAAAAUGGAAUCUAUCAUUCGGGAGUGGAAGUAUCCCAUGAACCCAUCUCAUGAUACCGUGAUUCUCCAGCAAACGCUUCGUCGCCACCGCCAAGAAUCAUGGAGAUUCAUUCAAGCCGCUGGUACACUCGCACGUGUAUUGAAGGACCCAUCGAACGGAGAAGCGGACGAUGUGGAUACAUAUCGGGAUUUCCAGAGGAUUAUGCCCGCGCCCAGUGAAGAUGAAUCUAUUGAUCGAGAAUCCCAGUUUGGCUACGACUUUCUGAAGGCCAUAUUGCUUUGGCUGCAGGGCGGUCGACAAGAGCUGUUGGCGGGAUUCAAACGUGGAUCAUGCCAUCGCAGACAAAACGCAAGGUUCCCGAUUUUGGAAGACGAAGUCGAUGAUGCGAUUGAAAGAGUCCUCAUCCCGUAUCUUCAUGCUUUUUCUGGAGACACACCUAUUGUCAAUGUCGAUGCCUCGCCAUAUGAGCACGAUAGAACCCGCAUAUUAUUCCAAACCCAGCGGGCAGCAGUCGUUGCCUUUGGAAAUGCCGUCAAGCUACCACUUGAGAAUCUUGGAACAACUGCUGCUCGCAUUGACAAACGUCGUGUAUCCAAUCCUUCGUCGCAGGUCCGGUCUUUGGACCGGGCGUCUGCCUUCAGAUUCUGGAUCCUGAGGGUUGGAAGGGGUCUCUUAAUGACAACUGGAAAAUGUGUCAACUAUGCCUUUGUCAACCGCGCCUUCGGUGGGCUACAGCCCGAGCUGGACGAAUCAGACAGUGAUCUUGAGCUGGAACGCUUUCUCGAAGAAUCCCAAGAAGAUAUUGAUCUCGAUGAGCCAGAAGAGUUGAUCCGAUCCAUCAACCUUGUGAGGAAUGCCCGGCCGAACCGUUCUAGCAGAAACGAGAUGCUCCCAGGCGGUGAUGAGCAAGACGACUCUGGGGAAGCCCUCUCCUCAUCGGAAUACUCUGGGCAGAGUAUCAGCAGUGAUAAUAUUUCAGAUGACAGUGACCAGGAUGAGAUCGACCAAGCAGGUCCAGAUGAAUUAGAGUUUGGGUUCGAUGAUGACAGCGAACAAGAUUCCGAGGCUGAAAUUCCUGUUUCACUACGUUCUGGGGCCCGUAAGGGACGUCGAGGAGAUGUUGAGCUGGACACCCCCUGCUCAUCUCACACGAAGGUUUAUCGGGGACACUGCAAUAUUAAAACUGUCAAGGACGUGAACUUCUUUGGGCUGAAUGAUGAAUAUGUAGUAAGUGGCAGCGACUCGGGCCAUGUGUUCAUGUGGGAUCGCAAGACUGCGAACUUGGUGAAUAUACUCGAAGGAGACAGUGAGGUCGUCAAUGUCGUGCAAGGUCACCCAUAUGAGCCAACUAUGGCCGUCUCCGGCAUUGACAGUACUAUCAAGAUCUUCAACCCAGACCGAAAUGCCCAAGAGCAAGCCAGACAAGGCAUCAAUAUUCUCGACCCAGAUAACCCGGCGAAUGCACUUGGCUCGAAUGUUCACAAUGUCGGUGGACUUUCCAGUCGCAAGCGCCUUGAGGAUAGUUACCGUAUCAUAAGCCAGAAUGAUGUUGAUCGUCGAGGUGGUAUGAGCGAAGCCUAUAUAACUAGAAGCAUGCUUACCCGACUUGCUGCCACCCUUCGAGGCCGCCAAACUUUAGAAGGGGGUAUCGAGGGUGUAGGUGGAGGCGAAGGGGCCACCGUUGUCCUGGACGAAAACUGUUUGGUAGGUUUCCGCUUCUUCCGAAAUAUGGCUGUAAAGCAUGCUCAUAUUAGACAGGUGAUGUGA